AAUAAAAUAUCAUGGCCUUUAUUUUCUGUUAAUGUAUUCUUUGUCACCGUAGGAUUACAGAUAGCGCAGCAGUGAAGUCCAGUUCUUCCAGGGAACAAGCGUUUCAUAAGUUUCUAGUAAUGGCAACCUACACUUGCAUCACUUGCCGCGUGGCUUUCAAGGAUGCUGACAUUCAGCGUGCCCAUUACAAAACUGACUGGCAUAGAUACAACCUGAAGCGUAAGGUCGCUGACAUGCCUCCUGUCACAGCUGAGAACUUCCAAGAGAGAGUCCUAGCGCAGAGAGCAGUGGCAGAGGAGCAGAACAAAAUCACUGCCACUUACUGCACAGUUUGCAGCAAGCGAUUCUCCACCUUCAAUGCCUACGAGAAUCACUUGAAGUCCAAGAAGCACUUAGAGUUGGAGAAGAAAGCUGUCCAAGCUGUCAGCAAGAAGGUGAAAAUACUAAAUGAAAAGAACCUGGAAAAGGGGCUGGCUCCAGAGAGUAUAAACAAAGAUGAAAUGAAUGCAGCUAUUCAGCAAGCCAUCAGAGCUCAGCCAUCUUCCUCUCCAAAGAAGAUGCCUUUGCCUCCUAGUGAUGCAAGUAGCUCUCCUGUUUCUGUGGUAAGUGCCAGCUUAUCACAGAGUAGAGAACGAUCGGAAAAACCUCCACGGCUACAGUGGUUUGAACAGCAAGCGAAGAAGCUGGCCAAACAACAGGCAGAGGAAGAAGAGGAUACAGAAGAAGACUGGGAAGAUAUGGAUUCUGAUGAAGAGAUUGGCUCUGAAGAAGAGAUGGAAAGUGCGGGAGAAGAGGAUGGGCAGACAGAAGCUGAAAGCACUCCUGCUGCUGGGGCCAUACCAGUCACAGACUGCUUAUUCUGUCCCCACCAUUCCAGAUCUCUCACAAAAAAUGUGGCACAUAUGACAAAAGCUCACAGUUUCUUCAUUCCAGAUAUAGAGUACCUUGUGGAUCUCAGAGGACUAAUCAAGUACCUGGGAGAGAAAGUUGGCAUUGGGAAAAUCUGCAUCUGGUGCAAUGAAAAAGGGAAAUCCUUCUACUCUACAGAAGCAGUACAGGCUCACAUGAACGAUAAAAGCCACUGCAAACUCUUCACAGAUGGAGAUGCUGCCCUGGAAUUUGCAGACUUCUAUGAUUUUAGGAGCAGUUACCCUGAUCACAAGGAUGGGGAAGAUGUGGAGGUGCCUGGAGAGCGCCCAACAGAGAGAGAGUUGGAUUAUGAUGAUGACACCAUGGAGCUGAUCCUUCCUUCAGGUGCAAGAGUGGGUCAUCGUUCUUUAAUGAGAUACUACAAGCAACGAUUUGGUCUGUCAAGAACAGUGGCCGUAGCAAACCACAAGAAAACAGUGGGUCGGGUGUUGCAGCAGUACAGAGCUUUGGGCUGGACAAGUCAGACAGGCGCAGCCUAUGCUCAACAGCGUGAUAUGCAGUACCUGCAGAGGAUGAAGUCAAAGUGGUUGCUCAAGACAGGAAUGAGUAACAAUGCUACAAAGCAGAUGCAUUUCCGGGUGCAAGUCAGAUUCUGAGUUCCCAAGAGAGCUGCAUGCAACUGUUUUCUGGAAAGAGGGAUUUAAUGGCUUCUGGCUUGAGGAUUUUGUUGCUAAAAUGGACUCGGUACUUACCAAAUGGGAUGUGUAUGCUGGUGUGCCUUCCUGUUUAUGGGAAGAAGAGCAGGGAGCGUGUCUCUUCCAGUGAGAUGAAGGUUGGCUUAACUUAAAAAAUAGAAAUAUGUUAAAUGGGAUAUGUGGCAAAGUAGUCCCAGCUGUUAACUGUGGGGUAGUUGAUGUCAUUUGUCUGAAUGUCUUCAUUUUCCAGUUCUGCAAAAUGCCAAGAGAAGAUCCUAGGCCUGGGAGGCUGAGAUGCAGUGUGUUGAAUGUUUUCAGUGGUGGUACCAUAUGUAAGUUAGCUGGGUGUUUUGGCUAUCUAGCUGGCACUAAAGAGGUGAAAACUUGAGAUUGUGGGAUGGUUAAGUGGUAAUUGGUUGAAGAAAUGCACUGAUGAAAAAUAGAACUCCAGGAUUAAUACUGUCCUCAGAAGUUGACUGUGCUUGCUUAAUGCUUCAUCUCAGGGCUGGAUUAAUAAUUUACAGUGAAGUUGCUUUAUAUUGAAUUUAAUCAAUUUUCCUACCUAAAAUCUGCUCAAAAGUACCAUAAUGUAUAGAUCAAUGUCAGUCAAAAUUUCAGAUGAUCUUUUAAAGAUUUCUGAUUAAAACUCUAAAUUUACUGUUGAUUUCAGCUUUGGUUGUUCCUAAAACACCUGAGUACUGGUGUUUUGUAUGAUCUUGCUGGAGGAAGGUGACCCCAGGAGGCAUGUAUUGGCUAGAGUGGAGGCACGGUUUCCCACUGAAGUCGAUGAACUGUUACAGGCAGGUGUAGACAAAAUCUGCCUGUUAAACAGCUGAGGCAGCAGCACUGCUGUUGGUCCUGGUGCUGUAUGUGUUUAAAAGCUUCCAUGACCUUACCAGUUCCUCUGACCUCACGUAAGGAGGUGACACACACAAAGGUGUAGACUCACUCAUGAAGCCCCUAGCUGUAGCAUGCUGGACGCUAUGAUUGUAUGAUGCCACGGGCAAAUUGGAGUUUGCUUGGCUAUGCAUUCAUCAUUAAGGCAUUUGCAAGUGGUUACAGUCAGAUUGCACUGCUGCAUUUUAGGAUGACUCUGGAUUCCCUGGUAGUGACUUUCAUUGGCAUGACUUUCAUACAAAUUUUUCUGCCUCUCUUGUGAA
Neopsephotus bourkii (Bourke's parrot) is the source of this 2725-nucleotide messenger RNA. RefSeq names its product zinc finger protein 622 (gene ZNF622). The coding region runs from base 120 to 1526 and encodes 468 amino acids. The record is from RefSeq and is a predicted model, not a curated record. Gene Ontology annotation, biological process: ribosomal large subunit biogenesis. The transcript has 7 exons. Gene Ontology annotation, cellular component: preribosome, large subunit precursor. Gene Ontology annotation, molecular function: zinc ion binding; nucleic acid binding. NCBI's taxonomy places the organism in Eukaryota, Metazoa, Chordata, Aves, Psittaciformes, Psittacidae.